Messenger RNA from Hirundo rustica (Barn swallow), 1390 nucleotides. RefSeq names its product protein tyrosine phosphatase mitochondrial 1 (gene PTPMT1). The transcript has 4 exons. Gene Ontology annotation, biological process: protein dephosphorylation. Lineage: Eukaryota; Metazoa; Chordata; Aves; Passeriformes; Hirundinidae. Gene Ontology annotation, molecular function: protein tyrosine/serine/threonine phosphatase activity; phosphatidylinositol-4,5-bisphosphate 5-phosphatase activity; phosphatidylglycerophosphatase activity. The record is from RefSeq and is a predicted model, not a curated record. The coding region runs from base 29 to 604 and encodes 191 amino acids.
GACCCGGCGCGGCGCGGCCCCGGCGCGCAUGGGGGUGGUGGAGGCGCUGGGCGCCGGCGCGGCGCGGCUGCUCUUCUACCCGUCGCUGCUGUACACGGUGGCGCGGGCGCGGCUGCCCGGGUCCCGCCGGCCCUGGUUCCACCGCAUCGACGAGGUCGUGCUGCUCGGGGCGCUGCCGCUGCGGGGACGCAUCCGCAGGCUGGUGGCGGAGGAGAACGUGCGCGGCGUGGUCACCCUCACCGAGGACUACGAGACCCGGUUCCUCUGUUUUUCCCCCCAGGAAUGGGAGGCAAUGGGAGUGGAGCAACUACGUGUCGGCACUGUGGAUCUAACUGGAGUCCCCACCUUGGAAAACCUGCACAAGGGCGUGGAGUUCAUCCUGAGACACCGAGCCCGUGGUAACAGCGUCUAUGUUCACUGCAAGGCAGGACGCUCCCGCAGUGCCACCAUGGUGGCAGCAUACUUAAUACAGCUGCAUCACUGGAGCCCUCAGGAAGCAAUAGAGGCCAUUGCCAAGAUUCGUCCCCACAUCCUCAUUCGAAACAAGCAAGUCCAGGUCCUGGAGAAAUUUCACAGGAACAUGAUCAAUGGAAGGACUGCAUGACUUAGUAAGAACUAUCAAAAUCCUCAUCUCAGCUGCUAUUAAAAAAGUUUUUAUGAUCUAAAAAAAGCUUAAAUGUUUUCAUUCUUGACCAUAUAAAUAAAGGUUUUACAGUAAAGGGGAAAUAGGGCUGUUUCAUUAAAGCUUUCUUUCCUUAUGGCUAGUAUCCUAGAUCUCUUGGAGCCCCGUAGUUCUUUUCCACAUAUCAAUGCUGAGUGGAACUGCAAUCCACAGGACGUUCAAAAAUAUUUGUAUUUGAAGCGAAGAGGAAAAAACGAAAUACUUUGUCUCAGUAGAGACUUUAUUCAGAUUCUUACCCAAGGGGUUACAGUGCCAACAGAGAGGUGUAGGAGGAAGUGGUCUUAUUUCUGUCUUUUCACCAACACUAUGUUAUAAUUACAGGUGGGGAUUUCCUGUACAGUAAAGGAAGCCAAUGCUCUAAAAAUGAUCUCCCUCUUUAAACUAGGUGAUGACAGAGCAGUAAGCAAAUACUCAGUUGGUUACCACUCCUCUAGGAGAAGUGCUGAAUGUAACCUAAGGGUCCUGGGGGUCAGUUCUGGAAUCUGUCUGCCAGGCCCUCCUUCUGCAGUAGGACACAGAAAUGUUUAAAUGGGGACAUCCCUGGGGGACACAGUGCACGUCUAACUCUGUGACUGACACAGCAGCAACACGCAGUCUCCUAGGCAGUUAAAAUUAGCAGUCUGGGCCAAGGAGAAUGUUCUCCAUAUGCCACAGGAUUUUUUAGUGGUGGAUUGGUUCCAGGCUAAAAUAGCCAUUUGCUGCUGUUUG